Molecule: messenger RNA, 1452 nt
Organism: Linnemannia hyalina
Lineage: Eukaryota; Fungi; Mortierellomycota; Mortierellomycetes; Mortierellales; Mortierellaceae
Source: the annotation of a GenBank genome assembly
AUGACUGUCACGGAAACACUCUCGCCAACCAGCCUUCGUACCGCCAAGGCUACUCAAAAGAAGGCCACCACCACCCCUCGCGUUGUUGUCAGAAAGCCCAACCCCGGUGACAAGACAAAGACCCUCAACGAGAUUGACGAGCGUAUCGCCCAACUCCGUCCUCAACUGGACGCGGUACGAGAAUCAAUCAACGCGUUGACACAGACAGACAAGAAGGAGGCAGAUCCUCGAGUAGGACUCCGUAAACGCUUGAAUGAGCUCCGGGACCUCCGGGCUGCCAACAAGAAGGGCAAACAGGGCAAGAUCGAUCAAAUGAAACCCUCGACGCCUCCCUCAAGAAGAGGCAAACUAAACAAGCAGGUCGAGUCAGGAAAGCUCAAACUCGUCGAAGAGAAACGCACCCUCGCCGAAAUCUCAACUCUGACCAAGUCCAAGAAAUCCUAUACCCUCCUCCAAGACCACCAACGCGCUAUCGACGCCGACAAGGAAGCCAUCAUCCUCCUUAAGGCCACCCUCGAUGCUAAUGAUUCCUACAAACUCCUCUCCGACGAGUACAACUCUCUCCAAUUUCAGGUCGAUGAGAUUUCAAAGGCCAAGGAUGAGGGCUGGAAGAAGAGGAAUGAUCUAUUUGACGAGCGGACUCGACUCCAACGAAAGCUGGACGCGACGUUUGCACUGAAGAAGGCAGUCAACGAUGAGUACUUCUCGGAGUUGAGGCAGCAUGCAAAGUACUUGCAGGACGAACAGCAGAGGAAGAGGGAGGAGAUCCAGCAGAGGAGGGAGGCAGAGUUGGAAGAGAAACGACCUGCGAUUGCUAGGGAGGAGCGGGAGUUGGCAGAGAUCCCGGCUUUCCAGCAAGAGAUCACGACCUGCGAUAGUGUUUACAAGUACCUCUUGCAGUUCAGUCAUGACCAGAACAGAGUUGCUGCGGCCAAUGCUACCGCUGCGGCUGCUAACGCGAACAAUGGAACCAGCGCUGCUAAUAUUCGACAGGCGGAUACCACUGCAAAUGUGCCGACGAGUGUGAUGCUGGCCAAGAAGGCUGAUAAGAAGGCGGACGUCUUCUUUGUGGGCGGUGGGUGCAAGUCCAUGAAGACGACCAAAGUCCCCAAGGAGAAGAAGGCAACCGACAGCACCCAUUCUUCACCAACAACGACCUCGACAACCACUGCUACUCUCAAGUUCUCCCUCGCCAUCAUGGAGCAACUCUUCGAGCUGAAGGUGACGGUUCCAAGAUCGCCCGCAGAUCUCGAAAAGACACUAGACGCCCUUUUGGAGAAGAGCACAAUCCUGAAGGCAAGCCAAGCUUCUACCACGGCCGAGAACACAUGCAAGGCCGAAGAAACGAUCGCCAAAUUAACCCUCGCCGAUCUCGGGACCACCAUCACGACCAGCAUCGAGCACGUAGUCGAGACGACUGAAAUCGUACCCCAGAUCCAGGCCACCGCUUGA